AUGCAGCUCUCAGCUCUCAGCACCCUUCUCGGGCUCUCUGCCUCGGUCAUUGCGACGAUACCUCCCCCUCCUGGCCGUGCACCUCUUCGUCGCCAGGCUUCGGCCGAUACCACUUCGUCCCUGUGGGUGUCUGAGGUGCCGUCCUCACCUCGCCCCUACGCCGUCCGUCACUAUGGCAUCCCCGGGGUCGUCGUCGUCGCGCAGACAUAUCGCUUCCCAGUGACAGGUCCCAGCUCUGACAACGCCUUCACCCUGAUCUCAGCCGGCGCGCCGGCGUCAGGCUCGCUCGGCGCCCUGCCACACGCCCAUCUCAGCCACUACGAGAACUUUUUCUGUCUCAAGGGCCGCUUCCAGCUCUGGGCAGCCUCCGCAGCGACAUACGACAACGAGGAGGCACGGCUCCUGACCCCGGGCGACUAUGGCGCCGUGCCUCACAACACAACCCACACCUUCCAGGUCCUCGACCCAGACACCGACAUGGUCGGCGUUAUCCAGACUGGCGGGUUUGAGGACCUCUUCUACGCGCUGGCCAACGCCAACUAUACUUCCCCGCUGCAGAGCCCAUACGACAUCAACGACGCGAGCCCCUACAACGCCACCAGCAGCUCGCCGCCGGCCGAGGUCAUCGCGGCGCUCGAGUCCUUCGACGUCUACGCCCAGCUCAACUUCACGCCCUCGCGUGAGCUAGUCAACGGCUCGUACUCCGCGGCCAAGGGGUCUGGUGACGUGAAUGGCUGGCACGCCGCUGCGGCCGAGUUGGGUGCCGAUGAGAAGACGCCGUACUUCGUGGCCAAGGACUUUGGGCCCAAGUGGCUCAGUGAUGAGGCUGGGUUCUACCAGAUCGUCCAACCGCUCGUCACGCCCACGCAGGCAGCUGGGGACUUCACCCUCGCUACUAUCAUCCUCUCCCAGAAGCUGUCUAACGAAUCGGCCAUGAGCAUCCCCGGUACUAAUGAUACCUCCACGGCCACCGGCAGCAGCGCGAGUGGCAGCACAGCUUUGACCGGCCACUCUGCGUUCGAAGUGCUGGAGGGCUUGCUGAGCUUCGAGAUCAACGGAGAGACUAUUCAGCUGGCAACUGGCGACGUGGUCUUUGUACCCGCCGGAACUGCCUUCCAGUACUACAGCGUAGUGCCUUUCACCAAGGUGUACUACAUCUCACAGGGCGCCGAUGGCCUGGACACGAGGCUGAUGGCGAACGGAGUCAGCGGAUGGGAGUACCCAGCAUGGCCAUCUGAUGCUUGA
Molecule: messenger RNA, 1245 nt
Organism: Diaporthe citri
Lineage: Eukaryota; Fungi; Ascomycota; Sordariomycetes; Diaporthales; Diaporthaceae
Exons: 1
Coding region: 1-1245 (414 amino acids)
Source: RefSeq, a predicted model, not a curated record